Physeter macrocephalus (sperm whale) is the source of this 4398-nucleotide messenger RNA. RefSeq names its product activated CDC42 kinase 1. The record is from RefSeq and is a predicted model, not a curated record. The coding region runs from base 1304 to 3598 and encodes 764 amino acids. The transcript is spliced from 10 exons. NCBI's taxonomy places the organism in Eukaryota, Metazoa, Chordata, Mammalia, Artiodactyla, Physeteridae. Gene Ontology annotation, molecular function: protein binding; protein serine/threonine/tyrosine kinase activity; ATP binding. Gene Ontology annotation, biological process: signal transduction; negative regulation of epidermal growth factor receptor signaling pathway; regulation of keratinocyte differentiation.
AUGCACAGGGAUAAGUGCUGUGGGACACAUUAAGGCUUCCUGGAAGACCCAGUAUUAAGCUCCUGAAAUAUCAGGAGAAGUUAGCCAGGCAGAGGCUGGCUGGUAAGCGUGUCCCAGGUAGAGCUGGGGGCAGGCAGGGCCUUGUGGACUGAUGAGGGAUGUUCACCUGCACACUGGGGUGGUACCUGGCCCUGCCCUGGCCCCUGUGUGAGCUUAUCGUGUGCUGAGACCAUCAUGAUCCUCUGCUGUCAGAGGCUCCUGAAGGAGUGUCGUCUCCUUGCUUUGGGGUGGGAGGAGUUGAGCUAGUUGUGGUUGCCAGAAAACCCGUCUAAUCCAGGAUGUACGGUCACCCCUAAUUAAUUACUGACUUUAUAUCUAGGAUGAUCACACAUCCUGGAUUAUGCCUGAUGUCCUGGAGUAAUUAAUAGCACCUCCUUUCAUACUCAAGCGUCCUGGUUUGAAUGGUAAAUUAUAAGGUCACAUUUUUUUAUGCAGCCCUCUUAUAACAACCCUGUGAAGUGAGCAGAUUAUUGUUAUUCCCAUUUCACAGAUGAGGAACGUGGGGCUUAAAGCUCUUGGGUGACUUUCCCUGGGUCCCACCCUCUUUGAGUGGCAGGGCCAGCUCUCCAGUCCCAUGAGAUAUCUCUGAUUCUCCAUCGAGGGCAGCUUCCUCCUCACUCCCGUGCCUCAGUCCACCCUGGAAUGAAUACCCUUUGUUAGCUUCCCUGCAGUGCCAUUUUUCUUCCUUUCCCAAGAGGGAGCCCCAGAGAGCGUGUGGGAUGAGGAAAGCCACUGUGACUGUUCCCACCCGUUUUGGUUCUUCCCCAGGCCCUAUCCAGAUUUCCCACCCACCCCUUCCUGCUGAAAUGACCUAAAUCCUAGGAUCCUGCCCCAAAUCUGGAAAUUGUCAUCCUCCCACCACAGUUAGAAAACAGCCUGAGAUCUUAGCCCACCCCACUUUUUGCCCCUCCUGGAGCUGCUGAUCUUCUUCCUUUCCCUGACAUGGGAAUGUCCUCCUCUCCCCACCCCAGGCCGCGUGUCGAUAAAAGACCUGAGCAGAGACAAUUUUGUCCAAGUCUGUGCACCCCGCAGUUAAGAAGUCCUUAACUUCACAUCGUGCCCCCAGUACCUACUGUGAACCCGGGCACGCGGGGCAACGGCACACUUGUGCAUUUGGGGUCCACUGGCGCUGAUGCAGGGGGCGGGGUUGCUCUGAGAGGCCUUCUGCUUGACCCCUGCCUCUGCCAGGUGUGCCCCUGAGAGCCUGAAGACUCGCACCUUCUCCCAUGCCAGCGACACCUGGAUGUUUGGGGUCACAUUGUGGGAGAUGUUCACCUAUGGCCAGGAGCCCUGGAUUGGCCUCAAUGGCAGUCAGAUCCUGCAUAAGAUUGACAAGGAGGGGGAGCGUCUGCCCCGGCCCGAGGACUGCCCCCAGGACAUCUACAAUGUCAUGGUUCAGUGCUGGGCUCACAAGCCAGAGGACAGACCCACCUUUGUGGCCCUGAGGGACUUCCUGCUGGAGGCCCAGCCCACUGACAUGCGGGCCCUUCAGGACUUUGAGGAGCCAGACAAGCUGCACAUCCAGAUGAAUGAUGUCAUCACCGUCAUUGAGGGGAGGGCUGAGAAUUAUUGGUGGCGCGGGCAGAACACACGGACGCUGUGCGUGGGGCCCUUCCCUCGCAACGUGGUGACCUCUGUGGCCGGCCUGUCGGCCCAGGACAUCAGCCAGCCCCUGCAGAACAGCUUCAUUCACACAGGGCAUGGUGACAGCGACCCCCGGCACUGCUGGGGCUUCCCUGACAGGAUCGAUGAACUGUAUCUGGGAAACCCCAUGGACCCUCCCGACCUGCUGAGUGUGGAACUGAGCACCUCCAGACCCACCCAGCAUCUGGGCAGGGUGAAAAGGGAGCCUCCACCUCGCCCUCCUCAGCCUGCCAUCUUCACUCAGAGUAAGUGGGGCUGCUCUUGGUGCCUUCGCCCCCGCCCCCGCCCCCUCUCUCCUCUCAUUUCUCUCCUCCUGGAAGAACCAACCUACGACCCUGUGAGUGAGGACCAAGACCCCCUGUCCAGCGACUUCAAGAGGCUGGGCCUGCGGAAGCCAGGACUGCCCCGUGGUCUGUGGCUCGCGAAGCCCUCGGCCCGGGUGCCGGGUACCAAAGCGGGCCGCGGGAGCAGUGAGGUCACGCUCAUUGACUUCGGUGAGGAGCCCGUGGUCCCGGCCCCAAGGCCCUAUGCGCCCUCACUGGCGCAGCUGGCCAUGGACGCCUGCUCCUUGCUGGACAAGACCCCGCCGCAGAGCCCCUCGCGGGCCCUGCCCCGACCCCUGCAUCCCACGCCGGUGGUGGACUGGGAUGCGCGCCCGCUGCCCCCGCCUCCUGCCUACGAUGACGUGGCCCAGGAUGAGGAUGACUUUGAGGUCUGCUCCAUCAACAGCACCCUAGUGAGUGCAGGGGUCUCUGCUGGGCCCAGCCAGGGCGAGACCAAUUACGCCUUUGUGCCUGAGCCGGCACGGCUCUUCCCUCCCCUGGAGGACAACCUGUUCCUCCCACCUCAGGGUGGGGGCAAGCCGCCCAACUCAGCCCAGACCGCAGAGAUCUUCCAGGCGCUGCAGCAGGAGUGCAUGCGACAGCUACAGGUCCCGGCCGGCUCUCUGGUCCCCUCGCCCAGCCCAGUGGGCGACGACAAGCCCCAGGUGCCCCCCCGUGUGCCCAUCCCCCCGAGGCCCACGCGCCCACGUGGGGAGCUGUCUCCAGCCCCCUCGGGCGAGGAGGAGAUGGGGCGGUGGCCUGGACCUGCCUCCCCUCCCCGGCUACCACCCCGGGAGCCCCUGUCCCCACAAGGCUCCAGGACCCCCAGCCCCUUGGUGCCACGCGGCAGCUCCCCGCUGCCACCCCGGCUCUCCAGCUCACCUGGGAAGACCAUGCCCACCACCCAGAGCUUUGCCUCAGACCCCAAGUAUGCCACACCCCAGGUGAUCCAGGCACCUGGCCCCCGGGCUGGCCCCUGCAUCUUACCCAUCGUCCGCGAUGGCAAGAAGGUCAGCAACACCCACUACUACCUGCUGCCUGAGCGCCCACCCUACCUGGAGCGCUACCAGCGCUUCCUGCGUGAGACCCAGAGCCCUGAAGAGCCGGCCCCCAUGCCUGUGCCACUGCUGCUGCCCCCUCCCGGCAUCCCAGCUCCUGCUGCCCCCACUGCCACCGUUCGACCAAUGCCUCAGGCUACCCCAGACCCCAGGGCUAACUUCACCAACACCAGCAACUCAGGGGCCCAGCCGCCAGCCCUGAGGGCCACUGCUCGGCUGCCACAGAGGGGCUGCCCUGGGGACGGGCCAGAGGCUGGACGGCCAGCAGACAAGAUCCAGAUGCUACAGGCCAUGGUGCAUGGGGUGACCACAGAGGAGUGCCAGGCGGCCCUGCAGAGCCACAGCUGGAGCGUGCAGAGGGCUGCCCAGUAUCUGAAGGUGGAGCAGCUCUUUGGUUUGGGUCUGCGGCCGCGAGGCGAGUGCCACAAAGUGCUGGAGAUGUUCGACUGGAACUUGGAGCAGGCUGGCUGCCACCUGCUGGGCUCCUGCGGCCCAGCCCACCACAAGCGCUGAGAUGUCUGGAGACCCAGAGGAUCUGCCCUGAAGGAAUCAUUUGAGCCUGUCCAUCUGACGAGGGUGGGGAGAUGCCUUGCCAGGCCUGGAGGACCUGCUGCACCUGCUGCUCCCAGUGGCAGAGCGAGGCCAAGGCAGCAGGAGGCUGGGAGCCCCGCCUUGCCUGUCCCUUCCUCACCCAGUGCUGUCCCUGCAACUUCGGAGCUCUCAGUGCACCCAGCUGAGGUGCAGGAGGGAGCCUCUUGAAGGCAGCCCUGGGGGCGGCCUCAGCAGGCCCUGUGGCUGACCUGCCUCUGGCUUCAGUCCCUGGUGGGGCCUGUAGCUGAAAUGUGUUGCCAGGCCCUGCCGGUGGGGAAGCCAGGCUUGACCCCGGGCAGGGAGAAUGUGCUGGCCAUGCAGAAAGGUGGACCAGCACCCAGGGCGUGGGGUGGGGGCCCUCCCCAGGGAGCCCCUGGCGGCAGUUGGGGUGUCAGACAGAAUGUGACUUGUGGCCUCACCAUGGACAUGUUAUGGGACUUGGCUGGUGUUAGGAUCUUGUGCCUGGAAAUAGCCUGAGGUGGCUCAGGUAGCAGAGCUAGGGUGCCAGAUUGUUCUCUGGCAGGGACCAGGGCCCAAGGCCCCAGGGUUGGAAGGAGACCAAGGGGGCAGCUGCCCUGGAGGGACACCAGUGCUUCCUCUUUGACCCAGCUCUUCCCCUGUGCUGUUCUUUGUUUUCCCACCAGCCUCUUGCCAAAGUUGCUGCCCCGACUGUGAAUAUCUGCUUCUUCCAGAGAAAUAAAGUUAGUUUUUAUUUUAUGUUA